UGACUUAUGAGCUUUCACGGCCGAGAGGUUUAGAGGUGGGUUGAGACUUGAGAGUAGAGAUAAGGGCAGUGGUUUUGAGGUGAAGCCAUGGUCUCCAUCGCCACAAUCCCUGCUUUUCCCUGCAACAACACCCGUUCCUUCUCUCGCCAUUUCCUCACUCGCCGUUCCACACCACCCUCAUUCAGUGCUGGAACAUGGAGGAGCACAGCCAUCACUUCCAAACUCAAAGAAAAGACUGCUUUGGAGUACAGGAAACUUGGGGACUCUGAUCUUAAUAUCAGCGAGAUUACUCUUGGAACGAUGACAUUUGGGGAACAGAAUACUGAAAAUGAGGCUCAUGAGAUACUCAGUUACGCGUUUGAGCAUGUGAUUAAUGCUCUGGACACUGCAGAAGCUGUAAGUGGAUUUCAUUUUCGACUUCCAUUAUAGGUCCCAAAUAUUUAUUUUUAUUUUUUGUAUUUUAUUCGGGUAUCUCUCUGAGUAAAGAUAUGUCGUGUUUUCAGUUUGGAAUACUUCACCCCAUAUAGACCUUUUUAAAAUUAAAGGGAGACUAUACUCUCUCCCAGUGGGUGAAGUAAGGGUAAUUGCUUCAUCAAAAGAUGCAAUUCGAUUCCUUUUGUUUGGGGAGAAUAGCAUACUCCCAAAUUAUUGAUAUAUGAACUAGUACUUCCUU
Molecule: messenger RNA, 673 nt
Organism: Vitis vinifera (wine grape)
Lineage: Eukaryota; Viridiplantae; Streptophyta; Magnoliopsida; Vitales; Vitaceae
Exons: 2
Coding region: 88-429 (113 amino acids)
Source: RefSeq, a predicted model, not a curated record